Molecule: messenger RNA, 1318 nt
Organism: Schistocerca americana (American grasshopper)
Lineage: Eukaryota; Metazoa; Arthropoda; Insecta; Orthoptera; Acrididae
Gene: Polr1C
Product: DNA-directed RNA polymerases I and III subunit RPAC1
Exons: 9
Coding region: 91-1107 (338 amino acids)
Biological process (GO): DNA-templated transcription
Cellular component (GO): RNA polymerase III complex; RNA polymerase I complex
Molecular function (GO): DNA binding; protein dimerization activity
Source: RefSeq, a predicted model, not a curated record
AUUAGCUGUGGCCUGUGUAGUUUGUACGUUGUUGUUGUGGAUGAGUGGUGUGUGAAUACGAAUUGGUUACGUUGUAGGAGUUUCUUAGCAAUGGAUAUAAUUGAAGAAGCGCGAUCCCGCAUUACCCAUAAGGAGACUGGAGUACUAAAUGCUUGUGCUUCAGACUACCCUGGCACUUGUGGCAUUGAUGACACAUGGAAACUCUCAAAAUUUAAAAAGAAUUUCCGAAUAGUCAUAAUCAGACACAAUAACCUGGAAAUGGAAUUUGAUAUGAUUGGCAUUCAUGCUGGUAUUGCAAAUGCUUUGAGGCGAAUUCUUCUUUCGGAGGUUCCAAGUAUGGCAAUUGAAAAGGUUUUUGUAUACAACAAUACAAGUAUUAUCCAGGAUGAAGUUUUGGCCCAUAGAUUAGGACUGAUUCCAUUAAAAGCAGAUCCACGUUUAUUUGAAUACAGGCAAAAAGAUGAUGAAGAUGGAACAGAACAGGACACCUUGGAAUUCGAACUGAAAGUUAAAUGUACUCUUGAUCCAUCUGUGGAUGCCUCUGCACCUGUCCGUGACAAGAAAAUAAAUGGAAGUGUUUACACAAAACAUAUAAAAUGGCUACCAAUUGGAGCCCAAGGAAACAUGUACACAGCACAAGAUGUUGGACCGAUACAUGAUGAUAUUCUCAUUAGCAAAAUGAUGCCAGGACAUGAACUAGAUCUAAAGUUACAUGCUGUCAAGGGCAUUGGCAAAGACCAUGCAAAAUUUUCUCCUGUGGCUACAGCCUUCUACCGGUUGCAUCCAGAAGUUACUCUUCUGAAAGAUAUUGAAGGAGAAGCAGCCGAGCGAUUACAAAAGUGCUUUUCUCCGGGUGUCAUUGGUCUAGAAGAUGGAAAAAAUGGUAAAAAGAAAGCCAAAGUUUUAAGUGCAAGGUAUGACACAUGCAGUAGAAAUGUCUUCAGAUAUGACGACUUAAAAAAUGCAGUUAAAAUGGAGAGGAUAAGGGAUCAUUAUAUUUUCACUAUUGAGUCUGUUGGAGCACUUCCUCCUGAUGUUUUGUUCACUGAAGCAGUCAAAGUUUUGAAGCAAAAAUGCAGGACAUUUUUGGAAGAACUGAAUCGCUGAUUGAAGAAAAUGCGUGUGGAUGUAAAAUAAGAAUGUUCACCGUGAAGGAUCUGUGAUGUGAUCAUGUAGAGGGCACUGUUCAUCAUUAUUUAAGAUAAAAUUAAAUACUUUGAUAUAAUUGAUGUAUAAAUCUUUCAGUGUAUUUGUUUGUUCAUCUCUAGACAAUCUCCAGUGUAUACCUUUAAUCAAAAUACACGUUAUUUCCAUUAAA